This is a messenger RNA of Coregonus clupeaformis (lake whitefish), 3178 nucleotides long. RefSeq names its product segment polarity protein dishevelled homolog DVL-3-like. Gene Ontology annotation, biological process: canonical Wnt signaling pathway; intracellular signal transduction. Gene Ontology annotation, cellular component: cytosol. The coding region runs from base 350 to 2521 and encodes 723 amino acids. The transcript is spliced from 15 exons. Lineage: Eukaryota; Metazoa; Chordata; Actinopteri; Salmoniformes; Salmonidae. The record is from RefSeq and is a predicted model, not a curated record. Gene Ontology annotation, molecular function: frizzled binding.
GCUGUUACAACGAGCAGGAAAAGCGCUGUCCAACGACAUAUAAAGCGCAAUCCGAGGCUUCUAACAGGCGCAAAUUAACCCACUUCCCUUAUUUUGGGAUGAGAGACUGCAACGAACAAAAAUAAAACCAAGUUGUAACUGUAGAUGUCAUUUUAUUUUAAACGUAUUUUAUUUGGACACAUCAGUCCGCAGUUGGCGUCGUGCGGGGUCCGCCUCAAGCGCAGCAAAGCGAAGAGUUGACAACAGCCGGGAUACAGGCAAAAGACACUGUGGAAGCCCCAGCGCCAGGGAGGCAGAGAGCGGACCCGGGGCUGGAUGUACCCAGCCUUACCCUCCCCAGCGGCUCGCCAUGGGGGAGACCAAAAUUAUCUAUCAUUUGGAUGAUCAGGAAACUCCGUACCUGGUCAAGUUGCCCAUCGCUGCCGACAGGGUUACUCUUGCCGACUUCAAAAAUGUCCUCAAUAAACCCAACUAUACAUUUUUCUUCAAAUCUAUGGACGAUGAUUUCGGGGUGGUGAAAGAGGAGAUCUCAGACGAGUAUGCCAAACUGCCCUGUUUCAACGGCCGAGUCGUGUCAUGGUUGGUGUCAGCAGAUGGUUCUCGCGGGGUUCCGAUGGGGGCUCUAUGUGCAGACAGCCAGGCAGAGCUGCCACUCCCUUUGGAGAGGACCGGCGGCAUCGGAAACUCAAGACCCCCCUCUUUCCAUGCUAAUGCUGCUGGCAGUCAGGACAACCUGGACAACGAGACAGAGACGGAGUCGGUCGUGUCGCUACGGAGAGAGAGGGUGUGGGAGAGAGACCGGGGCAGGGAGAGAGAGAGGCCGCGAAGGAAAGAUAAAGAUAUUCAUGACCAUGGUGGCAGAUUGAAUGGUCACACGCGUCCAGAGCGGGAGCCGCGGCGACCGUUGCUGGCGGGCUACGAGAGCUCGUCAACGCUGAUGAGUUCUGAGCUGGAGAUGACAAGCUUCUUCGACUCUGAAGACGAUGACGCAUCCAGUCGGUUCAGUGACUCCACGGAGCAGAGCACGUUGUCAAGGCUCGUGAGACGACAUCGUCGGCGACGGCGGAAACCCAAAGUGCCACAGAUGGAGAGGUCGUCCUCUUUCAGCAGCGUCACAGAUUCCACCAUGUCACUGAACAUCAUCACUGUCACUUUAAAUAUGGAGAAGUAUAACUUCCUGGGCAUCAGUAUUGUGGGUCAGAGUAAUGAGAAAGGAGAUGGAGGAAUCUAUAUCGGCUCUAUCAUGAAGGGAGGGGCGGUGGCCGCUGACGGACGCAUCGAGCCUGGAGACAUGCUCCUGCAGGUGAACGACAUCAACUUUGAGAACAUGAGCAACGAUGAUGCAGUAAGAGUACUGAGGGAGAUUGUGCAUAAGCCAGGCCCUAUUACUCUGACUGUGGCUAAGUGCUGGGAUCCUAACCCUCGAGGAUGCUUCACACUACCGAGAAGUGAGCCGAUCCGUCCCAUAGACCCUGCUGCCUGGGUGUCCUACACUGCAGCAAUGACGGGGGUGUACCCAGUGUACGGUAUGAGCCCUUCUAUGAGCACAAUCACCUCCACCAGCUCUUCCAUCACAAGCUCCAUCCCUGAGACUGAGCGGUUCGAUUACUUUCAUCUAUCCACUCACAGCGACAUGGCAACAAUUGCCAAAGCAAUGGCCAAUCCAGAGUCUGGCCUGGAAGUGCGAGACAGGAUGUGGCUCAAGAUCACAAUCCCCUCCGCCUUCAUAGGCUCGGACGUGGUGGACUGGCUCUACCAUCACGUAGAGGGCUUCACUGACCGCCGUGAGGCCAGGAAGUACGCCAGCAACCUGCUGAAGGCCGGCUGUAUCCGGCACACCGUCAACAAGAUCACCUUCUCCGAGCAGUGCUACUACAUCUUCGGAGACCUCUGUGGCAAUAUGGCUAACCUCUCCCUGGGAGACCACGAAGGGUCGAGUGGGGCGUCCGACCAGGACACCCUUGCUCACCUGCCCCACCCUGGGGCUGCCCCCUGGCCCCUGGCCUUCCCCUACCAGUACCCUAUCCCACACCCCUACAACCCACACCCUCUGCACGAGCCCCCCCGAAGCCAACCUGGAGGGGGGGACAGUGCGGGCAGCCAGCACAGCGAAGGGAGUCGUAGCAGCGGGUCCAACCGCAGUGGCAGUAAGAAGGAAGUGGCUGCUGGGGGGGCAGGCGGUGGCGAGUCCAAGUCGACAGGAAGCGGCAGCGAAUCGGAGCUGAGGAGGGAGAAGGCCCCCAGUGAGCGCUUAGUGGCGGCGCCCCCUAGUGAGCACAGCAUGCACAGCACGUACAGCAUGGCCCAAAGUGUCAACAGCACCCACUCCCACAGAGGUAGCCUGGUGUACGGACCCCCCGGCCUGCCGGCCCAGCCCCCGCCCUCCCUCCCCACCACGGCCCCCCCUGGGUCGACCCCGGGCCGAGACCUAGCCUCCGUGCCCCCCGAACUCACCGCCUCACGCCAAUCGUUCCACAUGGCCAUGGGCAACCCCAGCGAGUUCUUUGUCGAUGUCAUGUGAUGUGUGCGUUAGGUGAUCCAGAGGGCGGAUCCUCACUGCAGCUGUUCAGAACUUACUGUUACGGAGAGAAAUAAGGUGGUGGUGGAGGAGGAGGAAAGGAGAUAGAGGCUAAGAGAAAGACAGGUGGUGCUGAGAGGAACGUGGGUGUAACUGCAUAGCUCUCCUUCUGUCUGUCUGUCCCCAGUCCUAUGGCACCUGUACUUUCUUCAGUGAAGAACAUCGGAGUAGAUUUGUUAUGCAGCUCUCUCUCCUUGAUCCCAAUUAAAUAUACUAUUUUGUUAAUAUGUUAUUUUCCACAUCAGUUUGUGUGUAUAUGAGUCAGUCAAUAUGUGGUUGGAAUUGAAUGUUUUCUUUUUGUCAUUUUCUCCUUCUUAUUCUAUACUGUGGACAGGGUCGUGUAAUGGUUUUAAAACGUUUAGCAACUGGAAACGAAAAUGAGCAUUUCUUAUUGGAGAAAUAUGUUCAAGUAGUCCCUCCGUUUGUCUAUUUUAUUCAGUUUGGUGCCUAAUGAACAUGACCCAGGUCCCAGGACUGUGUUAAGGAUGUUGGUGUUUCUCUCUGUGAGUCUUCUCUGCGCUGCAGUGGGGCGAAACGGAAUGUUCACUCAAAUGAACGUCUGAAAGAAAACAUAGAAAAUAAAACUGUCUGUUCUUUUUG